GUAUGUAUUUAUGUUUUGUGGUACAAAAAUUUCUAGAUUACAAGCAGUUAAUGACACAAUAUGUUGCUUUAUAACAGCUUAUGUUUUUCAUUUCUUCUUUUUAUCGAGUUUUUUCUGGCUAAAUGUAAUAUGCUUCGACAUUUGGUGGACAUUCAGAAAAAUCCGUUUGUGUCGAACAAAUAUAAAACAAGCAAAAAAGAAGUUUGUAAUGUAUUCCAUUUAUGCGUGGGGAAUUCCCUUGAUCAUUACUCUUACCUGUGCCACCAUGGAUAAUGUUGAUGGGAUACCAGAAUGUUGGAAGCCUAAAAUAUGUAUAGACAAAUUUUGGUUCAGUACUGUUGAGGCAAAAACGAUAUAUUUUUACGUACCCAUGGUUGCUACUGUUAUCAGUAAUAGUUGCUUCUUUAUCACUACAACUGUAUCGAUUAUUCACCAAACUAUACGUACAGCCAAUCACUUGAGAACUUCAGAUAACAAAACUUAUAACGAAAACAAGCACAGGAUUAAAAUGUUCCUAAAGUUGUUUGUGAUGAUGAUUUAUGGUGGAAUAAUCUGGGUUAUAGAGGUGAUAGCAUGGACAAACACCGAUUUUUUACCGUCAUUCGUUUGGUAUCCUACAGAUAUGUUAAAUAGUUUGCAAGGUGUCAUUAUUUUCAUCAUAUUUGUAUGUAAGAAUAAGAUAAAGCAAUUGCUACUAAAACAAUUUGACGGGCAGACAUGUGGUCCAUUUUGUAUAAUUCUAACGUACAAUGAUAGCACGGCAUCUAAUGUCGCUUCUACAUCGACAACGGGGUCCUCGCAACAAAUUGAUUCAUUUAAUCAACAGCCAAUCUUGCAGAAUCUUGAGAAUAUUUUACCAGAAUGUAGGAAUACAGAAUACGAGCUGAAAACAAUUAAAAAAAUGUAGAAUUUUUAUGUUUAUUCUUUUUCUUCUUAAUAAACAACAAAAAAGUUUUGUUACAAUUGUGCGAAUUUUAACUCUGAAACCAGUUGCAAAGAAGAAAUCCAUAGAAUCAAAAGAUUACAGAAACGUUGCAUAAAUUUAAAAUUGAAUUAUUGCAAUAUUGUAUGGAAGUUGCAAUGUUGCUACAAGCUUGCGGCAAUGUUGAAAUGUCCUUUGAAAUAGUACUAAUGAUUAAUAUUAUUGAUGAUAUAAAGCUACGGUAAUGUUACGGUGCGAGGUAUUUUACAAUGAAACACAUUGUGAAAAAAUCUGCAAAACGCUUUAAAUUUAAUAGAUAAACUUUUAAAGAAGAAAUAAAAAAAAACUUGUACUUAUUCUUUAUAAUCUACAAUCUUUUUGUAUCCAAAAUUUUGAUGAAAAAAAUUGUGAAUUUAGCCAUUCUGUAAAAAGUAUUUUAUCAUCUUUCUUGAUUAUUUUUAUACAUUCUAGAAGUUUAUUUAUUAAAAAAUUUGAAAUAAUCUGCAUAUUAAAAAAUUAUAUUAUAAUUAAAUUUACAUGUAGAAAUAAAAAUUAUUGCACUAUGUUCUGUUAUGUAAUUAACACCAUUACUUUAUUUUAUUUAUUAAAAUAUAUACUGAUUGUGAAUAACACUGAAGGAAAAUUCAAAACAAUUGAAAAUUGAAGAUAUAUAAUUUUGUAAUAAAAUACUGUGUUUUUUUUAAACUAAACCAAUUUUUUAAAUUUAUUUUUGGGUUAGCCAUAUUAUCACUUUUCGUCUUCCGAUUAUACAAUGUGUUAUCUUGUUAUAAAUCACAUUCUAAGUAAUAAUCCAUUAUAUAAUAAUAAUAAUGAUUAUCAUUGCAUACAUUAUCUAAUAAUAAUAAUAAUGAAUGUUUCCACAAUGUCACUGUAAGCAACCACGUUGACUUAUCCACCCUGCAAAUUAUUACAAUGUGAGACUACAAACUACAGUAAUGUUACAGUGCAAUGUAUUUGUCAAAUUGAAACCUAUACAGCACAAGCUGUUGCAACGUUGCAGCAAUAUUUCUGCAAGCUUUUGUGCUGUAUAGAUACAAGUGCAGAAUGCUUCAAAAUUUUAUACGUAAACUUUGAAAAUAUCUAAAGACAUCUUAAUGCGAUAAGAAAAACUCAUUUGUAAUUUAUAUAAUUAUAAAGUAAAAAUUAAAAAUUAAUUGUAAUUAUAUAUUAUAAAGUUUACAAUUUUUCGCAUUUAAAACGUUGAUGCAAGAACAUAAUGAAUUUACGCAAUAAGCAACGAGCUUUCCUAGCAUUUUUUUCGAUAUUUUUAUAUAUUAUUAAAUCUUUUCUAUUAAAAUCUAAUGUAUAUUUUGCAUGUUAGAACAUUAUUGUGUUUUUAUUAAAGUUUUAUAUAGGAAUGAAAGCUAUUACAUAUUGUUACAUAAAGUAUAUACACAUGUAUAUGUUAUCUAAAUUAGUCAAACUACAGACUUUAAAACUUGUCAGUAGGUUGUCUUUUCACUAUGUGUGCGUAAAUUCCCAGUACGAUAAAUUAUUUUUUCUUAAGGCUAUCAACAACUCACUUUCCAGUAGUCUUGUCUUAGCAUUUGCCGGAAUAAGUUUGUGCGGUAUUUUUUGUUAGAAAACGAAAGUGAAUACAGUGCAAUGACUUUAUCAUUCUGUUUCUUAUCAUAUUCAUCUUAAAAUCAAUCAUAAUCGUUACAAGUAACAAUGUCAUAUAUAUGAGUCAGAUUGUUAUAAUUUGUCCGGAAAAAAGUAUGUGAUAAACUUUUCUCGCUUAUGCUCCUGUUAAAAGUGUAAUUAUAAUGUAUUAUUAACUUGGCUGCUGGUACAAAUCUUAUAAUUACUUCAAAGUUUUAUUAAAUAAGAUCAACUAAACAUAAUGUGAAACAGGAUCAAAAAAGUUUUUCUAAAUAAUAAAGAAAAGUUCAAAUUUUA
Molecule: messenger RNA, 2842 nt
Organism: Solenopsis invicta (red fire ant)
Lineage: Eukaryota; Metazoa; Arthropoda; Insecta; Hymenoptera; Formicidae
Product: G-protein coupled receptor Mth2
Exons: 5
Coding region: 11-907 (298 amino acids)
Biological process (GO): G protein-coupled receptor signaling pathway; cell surface receptor signaling pathway
Cellular component (GO): membrane
Molecular function (GO): G protein-coupled receptor activity
Source: RefSeq, a predicted model, not a curated record